AUGUCUUUAAUGUUUUAUUCCUCUUUGUUUCUUGUUAAAGGAAUUAAUUAUUAUUCUAGACGAGGUCUUAAGACUCGUCUUCCUCUUAUUUCUGAACUCAAUAAAAUUAGAAAUAUAGGCAUAAUAGCCCAUAUUGAUUCUGGAAAGACAACAUUAACAGAACAAUUACUUUAUCAAACGGGGAGUACCCAAUCUGUUGGUUUUGUAGAUGAAGGGAGUACAAUAACUGAUUUUAUGGAAAUUGAACGGGAAAGAGGUAUAACAAUUCAAUCUGCAUCAAUUUCUUCUCUAUGGAAAAAUCACAGAAUUAAUUUAAUUGAUACUCCGGGUCAUGUAGAUUUCACCGUUGAGGUCGAAAGUUUACGAGUUCUUGACGGCGUUGUUACUGUUUUGGAUGCAUCAGCGGGCGCUCAAACUUUGACAGUAUGGAGACAGGCAAAUAAAUUUAGUUUGCCUUCAAUAUUUUUUGUAAAUAAAAUGGAUAAACCUUGUGUUGAUUUAAGUUUUUGUGUUGCAUCUAUUGAAGAGAGACUAAAUGUUAAAGUUUUAAACAAUUUGUUUUUAAAGUUUACAAGAGAAAAUAGAAUACAAAAUAAUAGUUUUGAAUGGAUACAUAUAGAGAAAAAUUCUCAAAUAGAACAAAUUUUAUUAUCUGGAUUUGAAGAUAUUUGCCUUAACCUUGCUGAUAUUGAUUCAGAAUUUGAAAAAGAAAUAAUAAAAUAUCCGAAUUUAAGAAAUAUUCCUAAAGAAAUGGUCAGUCACGACACGAAAGAAGGACAGUUAAAUUAUGUUCGUCUCUUUAAAGGCGAUAUUGAACUUCCUUCAGCUGGUAAAUAUACGUUAAUCAAUGCAAAUACAGAUGAACUUCAAAAUAAUUAUAAAAUUUUUACACCAUUUAGUGAUUAUUUACAACCAAUUGAAAAAGUUGAGAAUGGGAAUAUUGCUGUAUUUACUGGCCUCAAUAAUACUAAAACUGGGGAUACCCUUAUUAUUUGUGAUUCUUCAUGCAAAAAUAAAUCAUUUGCUCGUUUUGCAUUGGAAGGUAUUAAUUCACCAUCCCCGGUGUUUUCAUGUACAAUUGAAUCACCAACUUUGGCUAGUGAACAGAAAUUUUUAAAAGCACUUUCCGAGCUUCUUGUUGAAGACCCUUCUCUUCGGAUAAGGGAGGAUUCCAACACUGGACAAAAAAUACUUGAGGGGAUGGGAGAAUUGCAAAUUGAAGUCCUUCGUGAACGAUUAUUGAGAGAAUAUAAAUUGGAUGUUUUUAUUGGGCCUAUAAGGAUUGGUUACCGUGAAUCUCCAACGAAGCCAGUUGAACACUCAAAAAUAAUUGAAGACUCAUUAUCUCAAAAAUUACAUCAAUCUUGGAUUUCUUUGAAAUUUUAUAUUGAACCUAUAACGAAAUAUGAUAAUUUUAUUAGUGUGGAAAAUAGAUUUGGAGUAUUUACUGGGGUAGAGUUAUCAUUAGAAUCAGAAAAUACAGAAGAAAUAGAAUCUGCAAAUGAAGUACUUUCAAAACGGCCAGAGUUGCUUAAAGCAAUUAACGAUGGUUGUAGUGUUGCUUUAUUCAAUGGACCAAAAAUGGGAUUUGCUGUUACCAAUGUUAAAGUAUUUUUAAAAUCUUUUACAUUUUCCGGUCGUAUUCAACCAACUUUAUUAAGUGCCUGCGCUAGUCGUUGCCUUUCUGGUGCUUUAAGAAAAUCAGCAAUAAAUAUUCUUGAGCCUUUAAUGCAAAUUGAGGUUACUAUCGUUGCUGGAAUUUCUGGAAAAACAUCAAUAAUUACUGCAUCAAUUCCUUUAUCAGAAACAAUUGGACUUUCCAAAAUUUUGAGAACAAUUUCUUCUGGAUUGGCAAGUUUUAAUUUAGAACAAAAAGGCUAUCAAUCUGUUGAUGUUGAAAAUGUUCAUAUAAAUAUUUGA
This is a messenger RNA of Meloidogyne enterolobii, 1920 nucleotides long. The record is from the annotation of a GenBank genome assembly. NCBI's taxonomy places the organism in Eukaryota, Metazoa, Nematoda, Chromadorea, Rhabditida, Meloidogynidae.